AUGUCACUUGCUCCCAAGCAAAGAUACUUUGGUCAGAGGGGAGGAUGGCUCGUUUUCUGGAUUACCGUUGCUUGUGCGACGGAUAUGACCCUUNUUGGUUAUGACCAGGGUGUCUUCUCUGGUGUUGUUGUAAGCGACAACUUUCUCGAGUUACACGAUCUUGUAGGACCUUCCAGGACCAAGGUCCUAUCAACUCUCGCGGCUAUAUAUGAUGUGGGUUGCUUCAUUGGUGCGAUUGUAGCCUUCACCAUCGGCGAAAGGCUAGGACGCAAGAAGACCAUCAUAGUAGGCACUGCAAUCAUGUCCAUCGGCGUGGUUCUCAAGACCAGCUCGUUCAGCCUAGCACAAAUGUUCGUCGGACGGGUGAUCUUAGGCAUCGGCAACGGCAUCAAUACGGCAACAGCACCGAUCUGGCAGACUGAGACGGCUCCUGCAAACCUCAGAGGAAAACUUGUCAUCCUGGAAAUGAUGACGAAUGUUGGAGGCUUCAUGAUUGUCAACUGGAUCAACUAUGGCUUGAGCUUUGUACCGGGCUCGGUCCAAUGGAGGUUGCCUCUAGCCCUGCAAUUCAUCUUCAUCUUCGUCCUGUUUGCUACGGUGCCUUGGCUUCCCGAAUCACCUCGUUGGCUCAUUGCGCAUGAUCAAGACACAGAGGCUACUCAAAUUCUGGCUGAUCUCGAGAACAAGCCUAUUGACCACGCUUAUGUCAUAGCACAGUACCAAGAGAUCUCGUACGGUGUUCAGUACGAACGGGAACACUCAAUCAAGUGGAGCGAUCUCUUGCGCGGCCGUACUCAAGACGGGACUAAAAACGUUCGUCGCCUUCUUCUUGGAGCUGGAACACAGUUCAUGCAGCAAUUUGGCGGAAUUAAUAUAAUGUCGUACUACCAGCCAACAGUCCUCAUUGUAUACGUUGGAUUGAGUAAUUCGAUGGCUCGACUGUUGUCCGCUUGUAACGCGGUCUCCUACUUCAUAUUCGCAGGAGUCGCGGUUCUAUUCGUCGAACGCUUGGGCCGCAGAUCCUUGAUGAUGAUAUCCACCUUGCUGCAGCUGAUUGCUUUUCUUUGCAUCUCUAUCCUCCUGAAGUAUGCCAUUGCCGACGGCGUUACUGCAUGUGCUAAGGCGGCUAUUNUUCUUUUUCUUUUCUACAACAUCGCAUUUGCCGUAGGGAUGCUCGGCGUGCCUUGGCUGUUCNCCCGCCGUUUGCCGAUGCGCACAAAGGGUGCGGCUGUGGCCACUGCCACGAACUGGAUCACGAACUUUGUCAUUGUCGAGAUUACUCCUAUUGGUUUCCAAAAUCUAGGCUGGAAGUUCUGGCCUAUCUGGGUAGCGACAAAUGCCCUCUUCCUACCUGUUAUCUUCCUGCUCUACCCAGAAACAAGUUAUCGAACACUGGAAGACUUGGACGAGUAUUUCAGAUCUGAUCCAAGCUUGUUCGUCUUCAGAGACAAAGAUGCCAUCUCUAGCAAAAGACCUCAGAAGUACAUCGACAGAGAGAUUGAAGAAGUUCACAAAGUGGAAGAGCAGGAUGUUGUUGCUGGCAAGACAAGUAACAAAGUUGGACCCAUAGGAGAUGUUGAGACCCAGCAUCAUGAGGUUGGCAAGUUGCAAUGA
Aureobasidium musti is the source of this 1614-nucleotide messenger RNA. NCBI's taxonomy places the organism in Eukaryota, Fungi, Ascomycota, Dothideomycetes, Dothideales, Saccotheciaceae. The record is from the annotation of a GenBank genome assembly.